GUACUUCUCCCCCCGCCCGUUUUCGCCCUAUAGCACCGAAACUGACGGCAGCAAUGGAACAUGACUUUGCUCCUUGUGUCUGUUCGGUCAACAGGGGAGGGUUUGGAGUUUCCAGGGUUCCUAUCGACCUUGCGCUGGCGGUGACGAUCUGGCGCCUGGCAUGUCCGACGACGCUGAUCCGGGACCGGCUCUUUUGGGGGAUAGCGGAACAGAUGAUAUGCGAUAUCUUCAACCUCACCAUCGAAGCGAUCUUUGAUCGCUGGGGUCACCUGGUAAACCAGCUGCAACAUGAUGCAAUUCUAUCAAAGAUAGAUAUGUUCUGUCAGGCAAUUCAUGAGAAAGGUGCCCCGCUCACGCGUUGUUGGGGCUUUAUCGACGGCACUAUUCGCGCGAUCUCGCGACCUAAGCGUAAUCAGAGAUUGUGGUACAAUGGUUGGAAGCGAAAGCACGCGUUGAAGUAUCAAGCGAUCGACACCCCCGAUGGGAUAAUUCGCAUGCUUUGGGGUCCCAUACUCGGGCGUCGCCACGAUGUCGCCAUGGUAGGGGAAAGUGGUCUGCUGCAAGAUCUGCAGCAGUGGUUCAACGACGCAGCAGGCACCCCUUACUACGUAUUCGGCGACCCUGCGUACAGCCUUUCGCCCUGGUUGCUGGCGCCGUACAAGGGGGUUUUAAACGCCUUCGAACAGACCUUCAACACCGCAAUGAGCUCCGUCAGAGUCUCGGUGGCGCUCAGCGCUUGCGGGCUUGGUAAACAGUAUGCGGUCGCCGGCAUUCUGACGAAUUGUCACUCGUCCUUCUACCGCAACAACACUUCUUUCUACUUCGGUGUAAAACCCCCGUCGCUUCGCAGCUACCUGAACGGCGAAGGGUAG
Molecule: messenger RNA, 872 nt
Organism: Ectocarpus sp. CCAP 1310/34
Lineage: Eukaryota; Phaeophyceae; Ectocarpales; Ectocarpaceae
Source: the annotation of a GenBank genome assembly